GACACAAUUAAAACUCACAAAAGGACCAGUAGUGGAAACAACGCCUCAAUUACCAAAAUCACCGUUCGUUUACUGUGGCAUUUGUGAUUUCAAAUCUGAAGACGAGACUGUUGCAACAGAGCAUUUUAAUGAGCAUUGUGCUAAAAAUAUUCUCAACUGUGGCUUAUGUGACUUUGCUGGCUCCGACUCUGCUCACAUGGUGGCACAUAGAUUUAAACACAGUCCACCAGAGUAUAGACACAAAAAGUCUUGCCCGACUUGUCUAAAAUGGUACAAAACAAUAAGUGGUGUAGAAUUCCAUUAUAGGUCCACACAUUUGAAUAAACCUGGGGGAUUGUGUAAUAUUUGUGGCAAAAGUUUUAAAAACAGAAAAGCUUUUAAAUACCACAUGAUAGCCCAUGAUGAAGUUCACGCAUAUAUUUGUGACAUUUGCCAACAAGAAUACAGAUCAAGAAAAUAUUUAUUGGAACAUCUUCGUGUACAUAAACGUAGACAUGCUUUUGUCUGCCAAUAUUGUGGAAAGAACUUUAGAAAAAAAUAUAAUUUAAAUUUACAUAUCGAGUGUGUCCACACGGAGUCUAAGUCUCUGGUAUGUAACCAUUGCAAUCGGGUCUUCAAGAAUCAGCACACUUUGCAAAUGCAUCUCAAACGAAUGAUUCAAGAGAAAAUAUACAUUUGCGAUUAUUGUUCCAAAGGCUUCCCUACUCUUAAAACGUUAGAGAAACAUCUAAUAUGGCACAGUGAUGACCGGCCGUUUGCUUGUUCAAUAUGUAACAAGGCAUAUAAAAAUAAAUCUCAGCUGACGAAACAUCAAAUGGCUCACACCGGACAACGCUACAAAUGCCCUAUUUGUAGUAAAGAAUUUGUGUCACAAGGAUCGUUUAAAAGGCAUCAAAGCGUUCACACAGGCGUUCGAAGUGUUAAAUGUGUAAAUUGUAAUCAUACAUUCCACAGUAAGAAACAAAUGAUUGCGCAUUGUAAUCGAAAACAUCCCGCAUCUUAG
This is a messenger RNA of Hyposmocoma kahamanoa, 1003 nucleotides long. RefSeq names its product gastrula zinc finger protein XlCGF7.1-like. The transcript is spliced from 5 exons. Gene Ontology annotation, cellular component: nucleus. The coding region runs from base 197 to 1003 and encodes 268 amino acids. Gene Ontology annotation, molecular function: DNA-binding transcription factor activity, RNA polymerase II-specific; RNA polymerase II transcription regulatory region sequence-specific DNA binding. The record is from RefSeq and is a predicted model, not a curated record. Gene Ontology annotation, biological process: regulation of transcription by RNA polymerase II. NCBI's taxonomy places the organism in Eukaryota, Metazoa, Arthropoda, Insecta, Lepidoptera, Cosmopterigidae.